Emericellopsis atlantica is the source of this 726-nucleotide messenger RNA. RefSeq lists its product as uncharacterized. The record is from RefSeq and is a predicted model, not a curated record. The coding region runs from base 269 to 640 and encodes 123 amino acids. The transcript has a single exon. NCBI's taxonomy places the organism in Eukaryota, Fungi, Ascomycota, Sordariomycetes, Hypocreales, Bionectriaceae.
GACUAAGAACGGAGUCACGGACACCAUCUACUAACUAGUAAUUAAUGACAUGGCUUGCCUCGUGGCGGACAAGGCAGCACAGGGCAGUUGUGGCUUGCGUCUUGUGCCUCGCCCUCUGACGUCAGCGUUAUUCAGUGGCUCUGGCUCGUGAGCUCUACGCAUUUUCGUCCGAGGAAUCGAGUGCUGAAAGAGCUGUGAAGAGAAUAACAUGAUGCACACAUAGAGCAACCAUAGAUCGCGCGCUUCUUGCGCGCGGUGGUGAGUGAACAUGGCUUGCUCUCCUGUCUUACACCAGUGGCCAGCCCUCUUGGGCGCCCAAAGAGGCCUAGCGCGGGCUGCACUUCUAGGAUCCGACAGCCGGAAUCAACAGCCGGACAACAAUUGGCGACCGCUUUUAUCUCCCGCAAUGCAACCUACCCUAGAUGAUGGUGGCAUCUUACAUACAAGUACGUGCAUAGAUAGAUUGCAAAGCAUGCUGCAUGCUCGUCUCGGUAUCUCCAGUCUUGGAAAUGAGCGAACAUGCUGUGGCACCCGUGCCAAGCGGUACCACAAUACCACGAGGCCUGUUCCUGACAAGGCGGUCGAGUGUCAGGGGUGUCACAGCAGCCACCAAGUAUCUGGACGCGCCUCGCCGCAUUGAUCAGGCAAAGAAGUGUCACACAACGUGGCUGGGUUCUCUUCCGAGUCUUGGGUGGCACAAGCUGACUGACAGUCUCCUCUGAGAGC